This is a messenger RNA of Lingula anatina, 5429 nucleotides long. Its product is annotated as chitin synthase chs-2. Gene Ontology annotation, biological process: chitin biosynthetic process. NCBI's taxonomy places the organism in Eukaryota, Metazoa, Brachiopoda, Lingulata, Lingulida, Lingulidae. Gene Ontology annotation, cellular component: cell periphery; cell septum. The record is from RefSeq and is a predicted model, not a curated record. Gene Ontology annotation, molecular function: chitin synthase activity; protein binding.
UGUUGAGAUUAGUGUUGACAUCCCCGUUAAGCAUCGAGCGUAUUUCGCAUUGAGCGCUUAACAUAAUUACCUGUUUAUUCAUUUAUUUAUUGAAACGCGUAGGGGCGAGUUAUGGAAUUGAGACGCUUACACUCGGUCGCAGUGCUGAUUAUUCAAAAUAAACAGCAUUAUCAAGCCGGCCUUUAUCUUUCCUUGUUUUGUGUGUCUAUAACAGACAACUCGUAGCACACUGGCCGAGUGAAGUUUUGUGAUUAUUUUAAAUAGAAAUGGCGACAGCGCAGGAAGGUACUGCUCAACUAGGUGUCCCACCCCUAACCGUCAUAGAAGAACAUGGCCAGCGUGGAGAGAUCAAAAAAGGGUCAACUUCUUUUUGCUACGGAGUGGUUAAGGCGGUGGUUGCAGUCUUCGUUUACCUCUCGUUACUUUUUUGCUUGGUCGCCAGCAAAAUUUCCGUUUUAGUAAUUUCACAAGAUUUGACAGAAGGCAACGGCACUGAGAAGCAAUUUCAGACCCACCUUGAUGCGGACGGACGUCUGUCUAUGUUGAUGCUUUUGCUGAUAUUCUUAGUUCCUUAUGUGGUGACAUUUCUGUGGUGUCUCUGGUCGUCUGGGGUGCUGUUCACCAUGGCGGGCUGGCUGUGCUGCCGGUGUUAUUCCGAAGAGAACAACAUGGACUUCGGCUUUAAACCAUGGCCUACUCUCUUAUCUUUCACCGUGGGGUUUGUGUCAAGUGUUUUAGAAGUUGGUGGACUCUGGAUUCUUGUCACCACUGUGUAUACUCACGCGACAGGGAUCACAAGCGUGCUGAUGGGAACGUUCGCUUUCACAGCUUACAACGCCUGGAAUAUUCUUGACAACAUGAUGACGAGACGAAACAGAUCCCCAAAUCCCGACAGUAACAGUAGAAGUCGCUGUCCCGAGGAAAAUGUUGCUACCAUUUUGGCAAUUGUAGCCUUCGUUUUGAACAUCGUUGGGCUUGUGGUAAUAACGGUGUAUGCAAUUAUGGAAAAGUCUAGUACUUCUUUUGGUCAGCUCGGAACUCUGUCAUGGUCAAUUGCGGCGUCUGUUGCCUGUUUUUCUCUGGCCUGGUUCCCUGGAAUUUUGAAAUAUCAAUCAACAGCUUCUAGAUCAGCCAACAAGUCUCGCAGCAUGGCCAAUUCUCCACGGUGGAAGGCUGGACUUUUAACAAACAUGGAGAAGAUAGUUUUGACGCCGCUGACUUUGUAUUUGUUUGGGUUAUAUUACUCCCAUGAUGAUGAUUUCAUCAGAGCUGUCUACGAAAAUCAGGGUUAUGCUUGGGUCACUGGGCUAAGAGAACACCGUCUCUUUUGGUACUUCAUGACAAAUGUUCUGACCAGUUUCAGCGCGUAUGUCUUAACAUGGUUGGCAACCGCACUGGACAUUAGGUUUGUUUUAAGAAAGAGGCACAUUUCUAUGGCAUUUGUUCCCAUGGCGUUGGCGACCCCUCUGUCGGCAUUUGUCGUUGGAUUUUAUCCAGUAUGCAACGUGUUACUACCUGAUUACCAGUGCGAUCAACUUAGGACUGAAUCUUCGACAGUGAAUGCACUUGUCCUAGUCUGUCUCUUCGCUGCGAACUUUAUCUCAGUCGGAGUGUGGCUAGCAAUGAACGAUGCACCAAAGAUUUCAAAGGAAACUCGGUUGUUCUGGCUCCCUACCUACAAUGGGAUUCUUACUGAGCAAUGGUUAUGGCUGAAUAGAAGAACGGGAAAAAAUGACCCACAUUACAAACCUGUGUUCCUACAGAGAAAGGAAUGCCAGAUCUAUAUUUGUACUACAAUGUAUAAUGAGUCCGAAGAGGAGAUGCGACAGCUACUGACAUCCAUCAAGAAUGUGGUAGACAAUAGGGAUGAGAACUCUCCAAGAUACCAUUCACACAUAUGGCUGGACGGGGCGUUCGACACCAAAAGGAAGAAGUCCAAACACCUAAAUGCAAAUGCCCUGCAUCUUUUGUCAUUGAUGAGAAGUGUCUUCGAGGUAGAAUUCGAAAGUAAUCCUGAAAGGAACAUUGGCUUCGAGAGGCACGAUACUCCCUAUGGACUUCAACUUGUGUGGGGAUUUUUUGAUCCCCACUCUGGACAAUAUUCAAUGAGCGUUGUGUUACACUUGAAGGACAACCAGAAGGUGAAAAACAAGAAACGUUGGAGUCAGAUCAUGUACCUGUCGUAUAUCGUUGAUUUAUUGAGUAACAAGCCACGCGAUGAAAGUGAUAAAGCGAUGCAUGAUGCAUGGGAAGAUCGUCUAAAAAAGACCUUCAUCCUUGCCACAGACGCAGAUGUCAAGUUUACCUUGGAUUCCGUGGAGGCGUUGUUUGACGUGUUUCUGCGAGACGACGACCAUAGUGUCAGCGCCGUCUGUGGCCGCACUCAUCCUUUGGGGUCCAAAGUCCAACCUAUAGUGUCCUACCAGGUGUUCGACUAUGCCAUCGGCCAUUGGCUGCAAAAAGUCGCCAACCAUGUACUUGGCAGUGUGCUGUGCGCUCCUGGUUGCUUCACCAUGUAUCGCACGUCCGUUCUUAAACGCACAAUGGCGGAGUACGCCAGUGACGCCAAGACUGGCUUCGAGUUCUUGUACAAAGACAUGGGGGAAGACAGAUGGCUGUGUACUCUUUUGGUUAAGAACCGAAGCGGGAUAGAGUAUUGUGCAGUGGCAGAGGACAAAACGUUCUGUCCGGAGACGUUUGGUGAAUUCUUCAAACAGCGUAGACGCUGGAUCGUAUCCACGAUGGCAAACAUGUGGCUUCUCCUGAAAUCUGCCGAGGAUUUGGUGACGUCAAGUGAAAGGAUCACGUACCCUUUCAUGAUAUACCAGUUUUUUCUACUGGUUUCGUCGUUGAUUGGUCCAGCCACCGUUAUUUUGGUUAUAUCUGGCGGUUUGGAGUACGCAUUUGGAAUAAACGACAUCGCCAUAUCCUUGGUGUUGGUGGUCGUUGCUCUCUUGUUCCUCAGUAUUUGCAUGUACACCUCAAAUGAAACACAGAUUAAUGUAGCAAUAGGUGCCAGUGCAAUUUUUGCUAUCGUAAUGGCGGUGACGUUCAUUGGUACCAUACGGCAGGUGGUGCAGGACUUCAGUACCUUUAACCUAACAUAUAUUUCCUCUCAAAUAAGUGUGACUGAAUUGCCGGUUCCGGUUAGUUCGCUUUACGUCUGUGCAGUAGCUGGGAUGUUUGUGAUAACAGCAUUAUUGCAUCCGACGGAGUUCACCUGCCUUUUCCAUGGUAUCACAUACCUGUUCUUUCUACCGGCUGGCUUUCUCUUCCUCACUAUCUACAGUAUAUGUAACAUUACGGAUCAGAGCUGGGGGACUAGGGAAGCAAAGACAUCUGGUCAAGAGAAAAGCGCUCUUCAGGAAAUAUGGGACCGAGUACAAGGGACGUGUUGCCCAACUCAGAAAAAUACACCCGAAUUUGGCAACGUAGAGAUGAUCACGAAUCUACCAGACGAAGCAAAUGAUACAUCGGCAGGCGGCUCUGUAGAAGAGGAACAAGAAGGCGCCAGAGAAGAUAGAUGCCAUGACGCCAUUUCAGUGAAAAAUUGGUUGUCUGCAAGGUUUCUUCAGAACGAAAUCAAGGCUUGUGAGGACAAUUUUAAAAAACUUGGCUAUGACGACACCACUUUUAUUGCUGGGAUGAGCAAAGAGGAAAUUCGCCAAGUCGGCAUAAUGAGCAGGGACCACGUUAACCUGGUACACGCUGAGGUACAAAGACUUCCCGCCUUUCAAAUAGACCCACAGGUACCAACAGACACUGCAGCAAAGGAAAGGUGGAUUACCUCCAUUGGCCUUGUAAGAUACAGGAAAGCACUACUAGACAACUUUGAUGACUUGAUGACCACUACAGACAAAGAUCAACUGAGGAUUAAAUAUGGAAUUCACAAACCAGGUCACUUGAAGCGCCUGUACAAGUCCAUCCAGCAGCUUCGACCGGCUACUCUUGAUGAAGCAAGCUUGAUGAAGGUCCGAGAAAAAUUGAAAAGCUGCAAGUCUUAUACACUCACCCCAGAAGUGAGAAGAGAGAAAGAAUUUUGGAAAAAUCUUAUUGAUAAGCGCUUGAAACCUUCCGCAGUAUUCAAGGAAAAGGAGGACGCACUUAAAAAUGAGCUGUUAGAUCUCCGCAAGACGGCACUGAUGUGGUUUGCGGUAGUAAACACGUUGUGGCUCACAAUAUUCCUCACCCUUGGUAACUUGGGUACAGACCCAGAAAAACCCGACCUCCAACUUUUUGGGAAUAAUCCAUUAGGUCUAGUGUUUCUGUUCAUCUUCUGCUUCCUGCUUAUCGUACAGUUCCUGGCCAUGCUGUGCCAUCGACUGCUGACCUUCGUCCAUUUGUUGGCGCGUGCGACCUUGGGUGAAGGGAAUGGCGUUUGCUGUUGCCCAAAACUAAGUCGCAACGUAUCCAGUGGAGGAAAUGGCGUUUGCUGUUGCCAAAGAACAGGCGAUCCAGAACAGCCAUACCAAACCUUAAGGGAUAUUGCCAGUAUAAAUUAGCAAACAUAGUGGCAUUUUCACUUCCUUUUCUACAAUUUGUUCAGGAAGAUUCUUUAUUUGACGCUUAUAUCGAAUAUGUUUUUUUAUAUCAAUCACAAUGACGAUCAGCAGACGUUAAGUAUUGGAUUAAAUGAAAUGGCCACUAACAUAAUCGCAUAUUAAAUGCCAUGUUUCUUGCGAUUUGUGUUCCCACUUUUUUCAUAUUACACGUCAGUUAAAUGACUAUAUUCUUUUGAUAAAUACAUAUCUAAUAUGUCUUAUUAGAUAACAUAAUUUUGAAGAAUGUAGACUUUAUACAUAUUUUAUUUUCUACUGGAAUUUUUUCAUGUGUGCAUGUUCCUCAAAAUCGUAGAGCGGCAAAAUUUGACCUUGGCAACAUCGUAACUUUGGCCACUAUUCCUCAACAAGAGAGUGUGUGGGGAAAUUUCGGUUAAAGUAUUUUCCAAUCAAUAUUGGAGGUACAUCAUAUAUUUGUCUUUGCAUGGAAACAAAUGUUUCAGUUGUAUUUAGACUUUUAAAUGAAGUUGUACACAAGCCCGGGUUUGAUGAUGCAUGUUUUUUUUUUCCUUAAAAUAAUAACAAUAAAUAAAAUAAGGAUUUGACGACCCGUAUGCCUUAAAACGAGUCCAACGCGACACAUGUUUGUUUACAUUAACAAGUAUCUUUAUUUUAGCAAUUAUCAUUGUUGAUUUAACACACAAGUCUAUUUUAUCUGGUGGCGUAUAUGGCUACUGUUUAUAUUACUUAUACGCUUAGUUCACCAUUUCAAUAUUGUUAAACCGGUUAAUUGUAUGAAAUCUUUAUUCAAGACUUGGGAGUGUAUGAUGUAUGUGCAUAGGGAAAAUACAAGUUCAUCAUGUUCAUGUACAUGCCAUUAACAAAUACAUAUUGUUAUGAAAAAGAAAAAUUACGACUGAGUUUGAUAAC